AUGAUUUUAACUGCUAUUGAAAAAUAUGCCAAUUGUGCCAAUGAACAUUUGGCUCCAUUAAGAGCUUUGGCUAAUUACAAACAAUAUGAGACUUUUGUAUAUCCUGAGGGUUAUAGCCAAUCAACACAACCCAUAGUGGGGGCUACAAAUAAUCGUAACAAACCUAAAGUAAAGUGUACAAAAGUUAACUUGUGUUCUAUACAACAACCGCAAACACACUCUAAGUUAAAGUAUAAUUCAAAGAGUCCCACAUUGUUGGGCAGACCUCAGGAACCAAAAAAGCAGGUUGCCCAAGCAAAUCGUCGAUAUUUUCCUUAUAAUCCAAAUGUUAGAUUAACCUUCAUAUGGAAAAAAGGAAUUAUUAUAACUCCUACACAAAACCCCAAAGAUGAAACGAUAAAUACAAAACCUGGAACAGAAAAUAAAAGCUGUGAUUGUACCAAAAGAACCACAGAAAACCCACCAACUACCCACGAAAAUUUAAAGCAAGAGACCCCAAUAAAUAGUGAAAAUAAACAGGGAACUGAAAAAUCGUCUACCACAACAACAACAACAGAAGCGGGACCUAUUGUGGGCAGUAUUCAGGAUCAGUCAGCAAAAACUAUAAAACCUAAAAGCUGUGGUUGUUUGAAAAAGACUACAUCAAUAGCACAAACCCAACCGAUUUUAACUCUAACACCAACAUCAACAGAACCAGAACCUCUUUUAGGAAAAUCAAAUGAUAAAACAAAUUCUUCGAAGCAGAUUCAAAACUUUUUUAACACAAAACUUGCCACAGAUAAACUCACCCAUAUAGGAAUGAAAGAUCCUUACUCAAAUCAAAAUUUAAAUUUAUUAUUUCUACAAUUGGAUAUUAUGGCCCACAAUGAGAGUAAAGAGGAUCUGAAGCAGAUUUUACAAAAAUUAAAUGCUUUGAAAUCAGCCUUAAAAAUAACAGAACCUACUGAUGACAAAACGGAAACAACUAAAGCUUUUUCCACCAGCACCAUGGCGCCCAUAAGUACAAUUAGUCCUACAAGCUUAAAAUCAGCAAUAUCGCCAUCAACAACAACUAAAGUACGCGAAUCACCAUUAGUGGGGGCUAAAGAGCCUGAACUGAUUGUAACAACAAUUAAAGUUCAAGAAUCAUCUGUAGUUACACACACAGAACCAGAAUUACUGUCAACAACAGUUCAAGCUCAACAGCCUUCUUUAUUGACAACUAAAGAUCCCGAUGUUUUUAGCACAACAAUGAAAAUACAGGAAUCGACUCAAACAUCAACUAAAGAACCUGAAAUUGUUACAAAAAUAUUGGAAGAUUUAAAUAAAAUUGAGAACCAAAAUAACGUUAAAACUCUUAAAGAAGCCCCAAAUUUGCAACUCAAAGCCAUUUUAAAAACAGAAAAUUCUAAGAAAGAAUCCAACAAAAUCAUUAUAAAUACCACACCCAAUACACCCCCAAUACAUACCACCCUAAAAUCGGAAAAGAACUCUUCUCCACUGCUAAAAGCAAUAGAAGAUUUCUCCCAGAAAUUAAAUCUCAACCAGGAUGAGGACAUUACCGCAGUGACCAGUUCACCUCCCCUACAAUUAAAUAUAACAAGUUCCAAAGAUUUAGCACGCAUAACCAAUCAACUGCAUACUAUAGUGACCUCCACGGCUAAUAAAACAAGUCAGGGAAGUACCCAACAACAACAUAAUAAAUCGGGGGAUAAAACUUUUAGCACUAAUAAUGCGAAUAUUACUAUACCACAUGAAGAUCCAAAUACCCUUAAACACACGAACAAUGGUUCCUUUUCUAAUUCCACAAUAACCAUUUCCAUCUCCAGUAAUGGCAGUUUUAAGAAAGUACAAGUAGAGCAGCAGACACCGAGUGAUAAAAAUUUGGAAAUUAAUGAAAAGGAAAAUAUGAAUAUGGAAUUAGAUCUACAAUUUUUCUUAAAUCUAUUAAUAAUAUCAGUAUUCUUAAAAAUAUAA
Lucilia sericata (common green bottle fly) is the source of this 1956-nucleotide messenger RNA. RefSeq lists its product as uncharacterized. Lineage: Eukaryota; Metazoa; Arthropoda; Insecta; Diptera; Calliphoridae. The record is from RefSeq and is a predicted model, not a curated record. Bases 1 to 1956 code for a protein of 651 amino acids. The transcript has 6 exons.